AUGGGCCGCUACGUCCCGCCCGAUCUCGAAGGGCUCACCACCGCCAACGCCGCCUCGGGUAAAGGCCACUCGCUCGGGAGCCGCGCGCGCAAGCUGAAGACCGAAGGCAUCUUGACCGUCCGCUUCGAAUGCCCCUUCCCCUUCUGGUGCACAAUUUGCCAACCCGAGCAGAUCAUCGGCCAGGGCGUGCGGUUCAACGCCGAGAAGAAGAAGGUCGGAAAUUACUACUCUACGCCGAUAUGGAGUUUUCGGUUCAAGCAUAAUGUGUGUGGAGGAUGGAUCGAGGUGAGGACGGAUCCGAAGAAUACGGAGUAUGUUGUUGUUGAAGGCGGCAGGAGGAGGGAUGAGGGGAGGGAGAAGGUUCUGGAGGGCGAGAUUGACGUGGGUGUCAGUGAGGAAGAGAAAGCGAGGUUAGAGAGGGAUGGGGCUUUUGGAGCGGUGGAGAAGAAGAUUGUGGAUAAGCAGGCUUUGCAGGGACAGGGAAAGAGGUUGGAGGAGCUGGAGGAGAGGAGUCGAAGGGAUUGGAACGAUCCUUAUGAGAGGAGUAGGGCUUUGAGGAGGGAUUUCAGGGUAGGAAGGAGGGAUAGGAAGGAAGGAGAGAAAAGAGGAGAGGAGUUGCAAGAAAAAUUCAGUCUUGGAGUGGAGAUGGUGGAGGAACAAAAAGAAGAUGCGGUCCGGGCUGGUCUUGUCGAGUUUGGAAGGACUGAGGAUAUGAGGAGAAGGGAGAAGGGCUUGUUUGAGCAGGGAUCCUCGAGUGGUAAAAGAGAGUCUGAAGAUGUGAGGAGCAAAAGAAAGAAGACACCAAGGACCGCUGAUCUGAUGGCACAAAAGAAAGCAUCUCUAGCACAUGAAUUAAGGGGAAACACAAGGGCAGUAAUAGACCCUUUUCUGGCGUCUCAGAAUAAACCGGAUUGGCAGCCCAUGUUGAAGCGGAAAAGGCCUGAAAACCAGGCAACAGAUCAUGAACGAAUAACAAAUAGUUUGGUCGAAUAUGAUUCGGAUUCGCCAUAUCAUACUUUUCCUGCCAUCAUUUGUCGUAACGUCGGCAUGUAA
This is a messenger RNA of Endocarpon pusillum Z07020, 1053 nucleotides long. RefSeq lists its product as uncharacterized. The record is from RefSeq and is a predicted model, not a curated record. Lineage: Eukaryota; Fungi; Ascomycota; Eurotiomycetes; Verrucariales; Verrucariaceae. The coding region runs from base 1 to 1053 and encodes 350 amino acids. The transcript has a single exon. Gene Ontology annotation, biological process: mRNA splicing, via spliceosome. Gene Ontology annotation, cellular component: U2-type spliceosomal complex; post-mRNA release spliceosomal complex.